AUGAUGAUUAUUAUUAUAAGGACAGAUGAUGUGCAGGUGAAGAUGAGGGUCAUGAGAGUCACAGACAGACUCCAGAUGAUGUUCAUGUGCUUCAAGCGCCCAAAACAACAGCUGUAUGAAAGCCUCCUCUCGCCCCUCACUGAUGCUGAUUUCAUUCAAGUCUCUUUCAGACUGUUUUCUGAACACACAGAGGACGCGUUCAGGCUUUGAUCAACUUUUACACUUCAAAUAUCCAUCAAAUUUACACGCGGCUUUUCCCCGUGGCUGAUGCUCGCCUCGGAUUUGAUCUGACGGAGGCAAAACAAACAUUUCCUCUUGCCGUAUUUUAGUCUCUAAUGAAAGCUCAGAACCUCUGCUUGCUGUUCACCUUGUUUUGACUGUGACAAACUAUUUUCCCGCUCCAGUUUUGCUCCAAAUGUAAGAGAAGAAAACACAAGCGUGAGCGGCUCGUGGACGCGCACAGACACGGAGCGGGCAGGUUGAGUCUACGAGGUUCUCAUGUGUUGUUUAAGAGCGCAGCGCCGCUCGAGCGCUAUUCAUUGCUGAAAGCAGACAGCGUUUGAAACACUUGAUCCGAUCAGAGAGAGAUGGCAGAAACCGCCCCAGCCCCGGCUGCUGCCGCCCCGGCCAAAGCGCCCAAGAAGAAGUCAGCUGCGAAAGCCAAGAAAGCAGGUCCAGGCGUCGGUGAGCUCAUCGUCAAAGCUGUGAGCGCCUCCAAGGAGAGGAGCGGCGUGUCCCUCGCCGCCCUGAAGAAAGCUCUCGCGGCCAACGGCUACGACGUGGAGAAGAACAACUCCCGCGUCAAGAUCGCCAUCAAGAGCUUGGUGACUAAAGGCACUCUGGUGCAGGUCAAAGGGACCGGCGCCUCGGGCUCAUUCAAGCUCAACAAGCAGCAAGCCGAGACCAAGAAGAAGCCGGCCAAGAAAGCGGCUCCUAAAGCGAAGAAGCCCGCGGCCAAGAAACCCGCUGCUGCCAAGAAGCCCAAGAGCGCCGCGGCAAAGAAGCCCGCCGCUAAGAAAUCGCCCAAGAAGGCCAAGAAACCCGCCGCCACAGCCGCUAAGAAGGCGACGAAGAGCCCCAAGAAGGCAAAGAAGCCAGCAGCCGCUAAGAAAGCAGCCAAGAGCCCCAAAAAGGCCAAGGCGGCUAAACCUAAGGCGGCAAAGCCUAAAGCCGCCAAGCCCAAAAAGGCAGCUCCCAAAAAGAAGUAAAAAUCUGUUUGUUCCUCAACGGCUCUUUUAAGAGCCACCCACUAACUCUGAGUAAAGAGCAGAACUGUGUAUGUUAAUGAUUUCUGUUUAAUUUGAAAGGAAGAAGUGAAGAUGAGACCUUUGAGCACUAAAACUCAUGCAAUCUGAAUAAUAUAAAAUAGCUAAAAUAAUUGAGUUUUGAAUAUUCAUGUUUAGUAAACAAUUUGUAUGCAUAUAAAAAUUAAUCAAAAAUGGCCAUAAAACUAAUGA
Molecule: messenger RNA, 1457 nt
Organism: Ctenopharyngodon idella (grass carp)
Lineage: Eukaryota; Metazoa; Chordata; Actinopteri; Cypriniformes; Xenocyprididae
Product: histone H1-like
Exons: 1
Coding region: 588-1208 (206 amino acids)
Biological process (GO): nucleosome assembly
Cellular component (GO): nucleosome
Molecular function (GO): DNA binding; structural constituent of chromatin
Source: RefSeq, a predicted model, not a curated record